GCAGCCUAGAAUUUUAUAAAAUACUCCUCUCCGAGAAAUUCAAACAUUAGUUGCAAGAUAUUUUUUUUCCAGAGUUGCGCGUUUAUUCUGCUUAAGGAUGGAUAUUUUAGAAGGAGACGCUGGACGAGAACGCCAUUUCGUGUUGCAUAUUAUGAGCUUUGUUUAUGGACUAGGGCUCAAGCCUUUACAACAUUCUCUUCAAAAAAUGCUUGAUAAAUAUCCAAGAGAGUAUGAAAGUUAUUGCACUAAGAAUAUUACUCGAGCUUUAUUGAUUUACAUCAGUGAUUAUAUGGAAUCUAAGGAAACUCUAGUUGAUCUCACUUCUCCAGCAUAUCAAGACCAAAUUGAAGAUCUUUCAGAUAUGUAUAGUCCUUUCGAUUUCUUGAGAUUUUUGGCUCUCUACGCUUUAAAAUCUAGAUCAGAGUAUUACGAAAAGAAGUAUUUAGAUUCCCCAAUGAGAUUUUAUUCUUCAAUGGUGCGCUUUUUGGAAGAAAUGAAACAAAAAAACAGGUGUGGCUUUGAGUUCUGGGAAGAUUUAGACAAAGCUGCAGGAGAAGUCGUAGUUAAAGGCCUUGAAUUCCGUGAGGGAGAUGCAGCCUUAAGUGACUAUGAAAAUGAGACUUCAGAAAGAGAGUUCGUUCUAAUGCUAAUGAAUAUUGUUUCCAAUUUAUAUUCGAAUCCAUUGCCUGACUAUUUGAGAAGGGAACUAGAUGAGUUCAUGUUGACGUCGCUAAAUGACUUUCCUCCAAGUUUUGAGAAUGCUUUGACUAUAGCGACGGAUAAUCUAGAAAGAAACGUGUAUAUUUUUUCAGGUGACGAUGGACCAAUAUACGAUUUUUAUUAUCGGCUGGCCACCAGAAGUUUUAAUGCAAGAUAUUUCCUGGAAUUCCUUCUUUGUUGUACAAGAAGAGCUCUACUCGAGUACUAUGUUGAAUCAAAAAUACAGUCUCCGUUAGUGGCUUUUGAUCGCUUGUGUCUCAUUCUCCAAAAUGCAAAACAAGAAGGCAAGCUUCGUUCUGUGGAAGCCUUGAUCGAAGGUGCGAAUGAGAUUAUCGCGGAUGAGAAAAUGAGAAUGGAAGCUACAGCUGCAAUUAGCGAUGCUUCUACUGAAUUUUUUAGUGACAUUUCUACUGAAAGCACGGGUGGUCGUGAGAGCAUGUUUAAAUCGUUCGAACAAUCUCUACCGACCGUUGAUUCUGAGAAAGCAGUUAGUUGUAAAAACGCUCAAUCAACCAUUGGUAGCUUAGCCCCAUCUACAGGUUAUGCUCAAUCUACCAUUGAUAGCGGAAUUGCUCCAGGCAGAGAUGGUCAAGCAUGCAUAGAGAAGAAAACUACCCCACUUCAAAAUACGCAAAUAAACACUAAGAACGAAACUAUUCUUGAAGCUUUUCUUUCCGCCAUUAAGAAUGCAGUUGCUAAUGAUAAAAAUUCUCAAUUAGCCAUUGAGAACGUGAUUGCUUCUGGUGAAAAUGGUCAGCCAGCCAUUGAAAACGUGAAUACUUCUGGUGAAAAUGGUCAGCCAGCCAUUGAAAACGUGAAUACUUCUGGUGAAAUUGAUAAAGCUGUAAUUGAAAAAAUGAUAGUUUCUGGUGAAAAUGGUCGGCCAGCCAUUGAAAACGUGAAUACUUCUGGUGAAAUUGGUAAACCUGUAAUUGAAAAGAUGAUAGCCUCUGGUGAAAAUGGUCAGCCAGCCAUUGAAAACGUGAAUACUUCUGGUGAAAUUGGUAAAUCUGUAAUUGAAAAGAUGAUAGCUUCUGGUGAAAGUGGUCAGCCAGCUAUUGAAAACUCGAAUGCUUCUGGUGAAAAUGUUCAGCCAGCUACUGAGAAGAUGGUUGAUUCAGGUAAGAAUGGUCAGUCAGCCAUUGAGAAAGUAAUGAUUUUUGGUGACAAUGCUAAAGCUGGUGAUCCUGAAAGCUUGGUUGCUUCUAGUGAAAAGACUUCUAAUGAACGUCCAUGUAGAUGCUGUACAACACUUUAAAAAAUUGUUUAAAGCUCCUCCUUUUAAUCCUUUCUACUGAAGUAAUAUCUUUAUUUAUUUAAUGUAUUUUGAUUUUUAAAUGUUUUAAAAAUUUUCAACUUGAUUAUCUUUAAUGCUUUUUAAUUUUUUAUGUGAAUAAAUGACUGAUUUA
Molecule: messenger RNA, 2129 nt
Organism: Parasteatoda tepidariorum (common house spider)
Lineage: Eukaryota; Metazoa; Arthropoda; Arachnida; Araneae; Theridiidae
Source: RefSeq, a predicted model, not a curated record